Molecule: messenger RNA, 1635 nt
Organism: Neurospora hispaniola
Lineage: Eukaryota; Fungi; Ascomycota; Sordariomycetes; Sordariales; Sordariaceae
Product: putative extragenic suppressor of the bimD6 mutation
Exons: 1
Coding region: 1-1635 (544 amino acids)
Biological process (GO): maturation of SSU-rRNA; protein phosphorylation
Cellular component (GO): preribosome, small subunit precursor; cytosol
Molecular function (GO): ATP binding; protein serine/threonine kinase activity
Source: RefSeq, a predicted model, not a curated record
AUGGCGUCCCAACCAGAACUCACGUCGACCACAGCGGCGACCGACAACCAAAAUGUCGACCUCAGCAACACCACCGCCCAGCUCGACAACCUUGCGAUCGAAGAGGAAGACGACGACGACGACCUCCAAGAUGUCUUUGAAUCCGACGAUGACCUCGACUGCGAAGAUGGCGGCGCCGACCUGACCAAGUCGUACAACCGCCAACAACAUGGCGCCGGUGCUACCAACUCUCAGCAGUCCCAAGCUCAGGCCCAGCAACAAAAACCCACAGCCAACACGUCGGCCCGCGUCGACGACCAGAUCGCCGCCCUCUCCAAGUUCGCCGGAAAGAUCCGCAUCGACGCCUUCGACAAUGCCUCCGGUCCCGCUGAGCGCAGCAAAGACAAGUCCGACCGUGCCACCUCCGAACUCGUCCUCGACCAGCGCACGCGCAUGAUCCUGCUGCAGAUGAUCAACCAGGGCUUUGUCUCCGAGAUUCACGGCGCCAUCAGCACGGGCAAGGAAGCCAACGUCUACGGUGCCAUCCUCCACCCCGAGGAUGGCUCGGCCCCCAUACACAAGGCCAUCAAGAUCUACAAGACGGCCAUUCUGGUGUUCAAGGAUCGCGAGAAGUACAUUACCGGUGAACACCGCUUCAAGAGCGGCAGCGAAAAGGGAAACAACAGGAAGAUGGUCAAGCUCUGGGCCGAAAAGGAAUUCAGAAACCUGCGCCGUUUGUACACAGCCGGCAUCCCCUGCCCGGAGCCCAUCAAGCUUAAGCUGCACGUUCUCGUCAUGAGCUUCUUGGGAGAUCGCAAGGGCUGGGCCUACCCCCGUCUGCGCGACGCUCCCAUCUCGGGCGACGACGCCGACGAGCAAUGGCGCGACCUCUACAUCCAACUCCUCGGCCUCAUGCGCAAGUUGUACCAGGUCUGCCGCCUCGUCCACGCCGAUUUGUCGGAAUACAACAUUCUCUACAACAACAAGAAGCUCUAUAUCAUUGACGUUUCCCAAUCCGUCGAGCACGAUCAUCCCCACUCGCUUGAGUUCCUUCGUAUGGAUAUCAAGAACGUCGGCGAUUUCUUCAGGAGGAAGGGUGUUGACACUUUGUCGGACCGCACAAUUUUCGAUUUCAUCGUCAACCCCAAGGGACCGGUCGAGGAACCCGGUAUGAAGGAGACGGUCGAACAGCUGUACCAGACGAGGGUGGAGGUGGAGGAUACCGAGGAGGCCAGGGCCGAGCAGGAGGUCGACAACGAGGUUUUCAGAAACCAGUACAUUCCCAAGACGCUGAACGAGGUUUACGAUAUCGAGAAGGAUGUUGCCAAGGUGAACGAGGGUCAGGGAGAGGAUUUGGUAUAUAAGAACCUAUUGGCGGAUCAAGUGGUGCACAAGAUGGCGGAGGAUCAGGAAGAGGAGGAGUCUGAGGAGGAGGAGGAGGAGGGCAGUGGUGACGAAGAGGAGGGUAGUGAUGACGAGGAUGACGAGAGCCGAUUCGAAAAGGGAACACCAAGAGGCAAGAGGUUCAUCGACAAGGACGAAAAGAAGCAGCACAAGGCGGCGGUUAAGGAGGCCAAGAGGGAGAAGAGGAAAGAGAAGAUACCCAAGGCGAUGAAGAAGAAGUUGGUGAACAGCACAUCGAGGAGGAAGCACUAA